Messenger RNA from Helobdella robusta, 480 nucleotides. RefSeq lists its product as hypothetical. The transcript is spliced from 4 exons. Gene Ontology annotation, molecular function: alpha-(1->6)-fucosyltransferase activity. The record is from RefSeq and is a predicted model, not a curated record. Bases 1 to 480 code for a protein of 159 amino acids. Gene Ontology annotation, biological process: protein N-linked glycosylation. Lineage: Eukaryota; Metazoa; Annelida; Clitellata; Rhynchobdellida; Glossiphoniidae.
AUGGCGUUGAAAGCCACAGCCAACAACGACAGCAGCAGUAACAUAAGUGAAAAUUUGGACAGAAAAUUCUUAGUAACUAGAAGAAAACUCAUGGACAACAUCAGAGAUAUUAGGUAUUACCUGACAUCUCAUCUCCCCAAAUUAGUGAAUAGGUUGCUGGGUUUUACUAAUGCUUCUGAAGAACUUGAUAGUACUGUGGAUGAUUUUUUAGAAAAUUUGGAAGAGAGAUUUAACUACAUGGAAUAUUUAGAUGCAAUUUCCUCCAAUGACGAGCAGAUUAGAACAAUGUUCAACCUAUCUAAAGCGAUCCAAAAAAGAUUGCAGAAAUUAAAUGACCCAAAAGAUUGCAAUGCAACGAGAUAUCUCGGGUGCGCGAUAAAUCUUAAUUGUGGUUUUGGCUGCCAGAUGCAUCACAUCACAUACUGCCUAAUUGCUGCCUAUGCUAGUGGCAGAGUGCUUAUUAUGGAUUCGAACUGUUAA